Chrysochloris asiatica (Cape golden mole) is the source of this 1923-nucleotide messenger RNA. RefSeq names its product solute carrier family 5 (sodium/iodide cotransporter), member 5 (gene SLC5A5). The coding region runs from base 1 to 1923 and encodes 640 amino acids. Gene Ontology annotation, cellular component: membrane. Lineage: Eukaryota; Metazoa; Chordata; Mammalia; Afrosoricida; Chrysochloridae. The transcript has 15 exons. Gene Ontology annotation, biological process: sodium ion transport; iodide transmembrane transport; thyroid hormone generation. Gene Ontology annotation, molecular function: sodium:iodide symporter activity. The record is from RefSeq and is a predicted model, not a curated record.
AUGGCGGGGGUAGGGGCACCGGCCACCUUCGGGGCCUGGGACUACGGGGUCUUCGCGCUCAUGCUGCUGAUAUCCACGGGCAUCGGGCUGGGGGUCGGGCUGGCACACGGCGGGCAGCGCAGCGCCGAGGACUUCUUCACGGGCGGCCGGAGCCUGGCGGCCCUGCCCGUGGGCCUGUCGCUGGCCGCCAGUUUCAUGUCGGCGGUGCAGGUGUUGGGCGUGCCGGCCGAGGCCUCCCGCUACGGCCUCAAGUUCCUGUGGAUGUGUCUGGGCCAGCUGCUUAACUCGCUGCUCACCGCCACGCUCUUCCUGCCGAUCUUCUACCGCCUGGGCCUCACCAGCACCUACCAGUACCUGGAGCUGCGCUUCGGCCGUGUAGUGCGACUCUGCGGGACUGUCCAGUACCUAGUGGCCACUACGCUGUACACUGGCAUUGUGAUCUACGCUCCCGCGCUAAUCCUUAACCAAGUGACGGGGCUGGAUAUUUGGGCGUCGCUCCUGUCCACCGGAGCCAUCUGCACCUUUUACACCACUGUGGGUGGUAUGAAGGCCGUGGUCUGGACUGAUGUGUUCCAGGUUCUGGUGAUGCUGAUAGGCUUCUGGGUGGUCCUGGCCCGUGGCACUAUGGUUGUGGGCGGGACCCAGCGAGUGAUUGAGCUUGCUCAGAACCACUCCCGGCUCAACCUGGGGGACUUUAACCCUGACCCACGGAGUCGCUACACAUUCUGGACUUUUGUGAUGGGUGGCACGUUGGUGUGGCUCUCCAUGUAUGGUGUGAAUCAGGCACAGGUGCAGCGCUAUGUGGCCUGUCGCACAGAGAGGCAAGCCAAGCUGGCCCUGCUCAUCAAUCAGCUGGGCCUGUUCCUGAUAGUUGGCAGUGCAGCUGGCUGUGGCAUUGUCAUGUUCACACUCUACAGUGACUGUGACCCUCUCCUGGUGGGUCGCAUAUCGGCCCCUGACCAGUAUAUGCCUCUGCUGGUGUUGGACGUCUUUGAUGACCUGCCUGGCGUCCCGGGCCUCUUCCUGGCCUGUGCCUACAGUGGUACCCUCAGCACUGCGUCCACCAGCAUUAAUGCAAUGGCUGCUGUCACUGUGGAGGACCUCAUUAAGCCACGGCUGCCGAACCUGGCUCCUCGGAGGCUGGUUAUCAUCUCCAAAGUACUCUCUUUCAUCUACGGCUCAACCUGUCUGACGGUGGCAGCUCUGUCCUCCUUGCUGGGGGGCGGUGUCCUCCAGGGUUCUUUCACCGUCAUGGGAGUCAUCAGCGGCCCCCUCCUGGGUGCCUUCAUCCUGGGAAUGUUUCUCCCUGCCUGUAAUAUGGCGGGAGUGCUCUCCGGGCUCGGCGUGGGCUUGGCGCUCUCGCUGUGGGUGGCCGUGGGCGCCUCACUGUAUCCACCCAGCGAGCAGACUAUGGGGGUCCUGCCCACCUCAGCCGCUGGCUGUGAGGAGUUGCCCUCCAACGCCUCCAGCCUCUUGGGUCCGGUGCUUACGUUCAACGCCUCCAGCAGGGCGCCCAGCCCUGGUAUGGACCCCAGCCGACCUGCCUUAGCUGACACCUUCUACGCCAUCUCCUACCUCUAUUACGGUGCCCUAGGCACACUGAGCACUGUGCUAUGUGGAACUCUGGUCAGCUUCCUGACAGGGCCCACCAAGCGCAGUGCCCUGGGUCCUGGGUUGCUGUGGUGGGACCUAAAGAAGCAGAUGGUGUUGGUGGCACCCAAGGAGGAAGCAGCACCCCUAGAUGACAACUUGGCCAAGGGCCCUGAGGAACUCCCUCCUGGCAACAAGAGACCCUCUGACUUCCUGUUCAUCCCUGAGGACCAUCCAUUCUUCCUAGAGCAGAAGGAGGUGGAGGUGGCUGGCUUGUGGACCCCUCACAGAAGCCAAGAUCGUGGCCCUGACCUAAGGGAGUCAGACCUCUGA